This is a messenger RNA of Saprolegnia diclina VS20, 924 nucleotides long. RefSeq lists its product as hypothetical. The transcript has a single exon. Bases 63 to 725 code for a protein of 220 amino acids. NCBI's taxonomy places the organism in Eukaryota, Oomycota, Saprolegniomycetes, Saprolegniales, Saprolegniaceae. The record is from RefSeq and is a predicted model, not a curated record.
UACUUCCGCACGUUAUAAGUGGUGGAGGGCAGAACGCAGCAGACCACCAUUUGUACCGAGAGAUGAUGCUCCGCGUCCUUCGCCAGCCGCGCCAAGCGCGCUCCGUCGCCAAGUCCGCCGUGGCGUCCUUCUCGGACGACGCGACCAGCGGCAAGCGUGGCAAGGCCAAGCAGCGCCUCUUCCAGCAGGCCAUGGAGAAGGCGCCCUUGAAGCCGACGGUGCCCACGGACGCCGAGGAGUCGGAACGCCUCUUCUUCAGCGACAAGGAGCUUGAUGCGGAGUACGGCAAGUACGAGUCGGUCAUGGACAACAAGAACGAGCCCGAGAGCGACUACACGCCGCUCAAGGGCCGCGUCGAGAACGAGCUCAUCAUGGCCGAUAAGAGCUGGCCGCUCACGUCCGGUACGGACCUUUUCAUGGACUUGAUCCAGAUCCCGGCGACGCCGUUUGACGACGAGAAGCGCGCGAUUGUGAACGCUGAGGCCUUCAAGCGCAUGGGCUACACCUCGAUCUGGGACGUCAAGCUGCCUGAGAUUGCCGUCGAGAUCCCGGCCGACCACCCGGACUACAACGCGCUCACGAUCAUGAAGCAGUCGCUCAUGAACAACGGCCGCAUCAAGAUGGAAGACAAGAACGAAAUCAUGGAAAUGCUCUUGGACGAGAUCAACCGCCUGAGCGCAGACACAACCGAGUUGGUGCCUGGCAUCGACCUAGAAGACGACUAAAUAGCAGCCCGUGUAUGGAAUACAAAGUACUAGACCCCGGUUCCACCCAUGAUUCGAUCGUUGUACGGGACCACUGAGCGCCAUCGUCGUCGUCCCGUGCUGCCAUAUUCGACGGUGGCAUGGCGCGCCAUCGCGCAUGACAGCUUGACCGGUGCAUCAUAAGUUCUUAUACCGGUAGUAGAGUACGUUGACAUGACCC